Molecule: messenger RNA, 1437 nt
Organism: Oryza brachyantha (malo sina)
Lineage: Eukaryota; Viridiplantae; Streptophyta; Magnoliopsida; Poales; Poaceae
Product: fibrillin protein 5 homolog
Exons: 7
Coding region: 187-1023 (278 amino acids)
Source: RefSeq, a predicted model, not a curated record
ACCAUCUCCCACAUGUGAUGGCCACGCCCAGUUAUCAACUCCUCUCCUGACGUCUCGUCUCGUCUCGUCCCGCAUGGGAGCGCGCGGAGGCGGCGGGAGGAGGAGCUAGCGCGGCAGCAGCAUGGUUCAGCAGCUGAGCCGGCAGCACCGCGACCCCACUCUAUAGCCUGCCUGCCAGUGCCAGACAUGGCGGCCUCCGCCGUCGUCCUCCUCCUCCCCUUCCUCCCGGUCGUGGCGCAGUGCUGCCGCCGCUGCGGCACCGUCGCGCCGACGAGCACGAGCGGGCGAGCGCCGGCGCUCCGCACCUCCUCGCGCGGCCGCCUCGAGCCGUACGCGUGCUCUAUCCGCGGGCGACGACCGCGCCUCCCCGCGGCGAGAGCGGCGGCGUCGUCGGUGCCUCCCGAGCAGGCGCAGGCGGCGGUGGGGUGCCGCAAGGGCCUCGGCGACGCCAAGGCCGCGCUGCGCGCAGCUCUGGAAGGCGUCAACAGAGGCAUAUUCGGGAUGACGUCCGAGAAAAGAUCGGAGAUCCAUGCGCUGGUGGAGCUCCUCGAGGCCCGGAAUCCGACGCCGGAACCAACCGACAAGCUGCACGACAAGGUGGAUGGGUGCUGGAGGCUCAUCUAUAGCACGAUUUCGAUACUGGGGAAAAGGAGGACAAAGUUAGGACUGAGAGAUUUCAUCAGCUUGGGUGAUUUCUUCCAGAUGAUUGAUGUCAAAGAGGAAAAGGCGAUAAAUGUGAUAAAAUUCAGUGCAAGGGCGUUGAAGAUAUUAUCUGGCCAACUUACUAUUGAAGCUUCAUACAGGAUCACUAGUAAAUCAAGGGUUGAUAUCACUCUUGAGAGUUCGACCAUUACUCCUGAUCAGCUGAUGAAUAUCUUCCAGAAGAACUAUGAUACGCUCCUUGCUAUAUUCAACCCAGAAGGCUGGCUCGAGAUAACAUAUGUAGAUGAUUCUCUGCGGAUAGGAAGAGAUGACAAAGCAAACAUCUUUGUGCUGGAAAGGGCAGACCCCUCGGAAGUUUGACAGCAUUUGAAACAAAAUGCCUGCAUAUACUGGUAGUUUUCUGACGACGAGUACAUGGACAUUCCGGCAAAGAUACCUUGCACAUAUCCUUCCUGUAGCACACGGUGGUUUUUGAAAGCUCGGUGCGGAUCGUCUGCUCAACUUUUCGUUUGUUGUUAGAUUAUACUACUUCCAUUUUUUUUUGUACGGAGCAACAAGGCAUUUUCCCUUUCCGACAAAAUUGUGCAAGCUGGGAAGGCUCGUGAAAAAGUUCAGUUACAUAGAGAAUCGGUACAAUAAGAACUGGUGUACUUUGAAAUACACCAUUGUUCAAUUAUUCUUCCUUGUAACACAUAAUGGAAUGAUUGUACAGCUUGGCAACACACUUUAAAUAUUUUUUCUUUUAAUGAUCUCUGGUUGAUGCCUUGCAUCUUC